Messenger RNA from Notothenia coriiceps (black rockcod), 841 nucleotides. RefSeq names its product tomoregulin-2-like. Bases 536 to 841 code for a protein of 101 amino acids. The transcript has 3 exons. The record is from RefSeq and is a predicted model, not a curated record. NCBI's taxonomy places the organism in Eukaryota, Metazoa, Chordata, Actinopteri, Perciformes, Nototheniidae.
GAGAAACUCGCAGCGCCACUGAACGCACCACACAUACAAAGUAAACGAAAGGACCGCUCCGCUCCUGCAGGAGUUCUGCUCGUGUCACCCGUGGAUACUAUCACCCAAUCGUCUCCGUAAACCUCUCCGUGGGAUUUUUCUGGCUACCUCCUCCUCCUUUUUGUAUCACCCCCGCUUCUUUUCUUUUUUUCUUUCUCAUCUUUCCUCCCCUGUUUUCACCCUUGAGCAUCCUCAGGCUUCCCGCAAGUACCUCUACCUUGCCUGGCUAACUUUUCCAUCCCACUCCUCCAUCGCUCACCAACCCUCGGCAGUUCUCCCCCCCUUACACCACCACCUCCAACCACCGCCACCCUCUUAUUGCAGCUUGGAGCCACUCUUCCCCCGGGGCGCACUGCUACAUGGGGCGCACGGUGUCGCUCGGAAAAUGGUCUGCUGUCGGUCUCUAGGUGCCCCGCUGAACCUGUCGGGAUUGGAGUUGUCGGUGCGAGUCUGCGUCUCUUCCCCAGCUCGCCCGUGCGGUCUGGGCCAGUGAGAUAUGGGUCUCUCCGUGGCGGCGCAGGCACCGCUCUCGGAGCCCCGGCGGCCGCGCCAGUGGAGCGGGACGGCGGGAGGCUGGCUCCGGAUCACCCUGGUUUCGUUCCUCGCCACUUUACCUGUGGAGCAGCUGCGCGCCUUCCCGUCCUCUCUCAGCGACUGCCAGACGCCAACCGGCUGGAACUGCUCCGGUUUUGAUGACCGCGACACAGACCUGUUCUUGUGCGACACCAACACAUGCAAGUUCGAUGGGGAAUGUCUAAGAAUUGGGAACAUGGUGACAUGCAUUUGUGACUUCAAGGAGUAA